CCCCGGAGCCGAGCAAGGACCAUGCCAUCGUGGGCUCAGGGGUAGACCCUCGGCCCAGGAGCACCCCUACCCCGCCGUCUGGGCCUCCCCUCCACCCGGCCAUCCUGCUGGGAAGCGCGGCCGAGGGCAAGGGAGCAGGCGAUGCUGUCGCACAGCUCCAUGGUGAGGCAGAGGAAGCAGCAGGCCGCCGCCAUCAUGAAGGAAAUCCACAGACACGGAGAAAUAACCUCAAAGAGGAGUGCUCUUCGCAUGGACCGAACCACCAGAAACCGGACAGACCCGAGUAAGAGGCCGCUACUAGCCACACCCCCAACUGUGUCCUUGUGCGCCCGCUGUGCCUGGUGCCAAACCGCAUCCGGACGCGGACGUGAAGACACCAUACAGCACAACCUGGCCAUGCAGAAUGGGAAACUGGACGGAAGCCCCUCAGAAGGGGGGUCACAGCAAGCCCCCUUCACUCCUCCCAACACCCCGGACCCGAGGAGCCCCCCGAAUCCAGAAAACAUUGCACCAGGCUACUCCGGGCCCCUGAAGGAGGUCCCCCCGGAAAGAUUCAACACCACAGCCGUCCCCAGGUCCUACCAGUCGCCGUGGGAGCAGGCGGUCAGUGACCAUCCAGAGCUCCUUGAGGCGCUGUACCCCAGGCUGCUCACGCCCGAAGGCAGGGCAGAGCUGCCCGAUUACCGCAGCUUCAACAGAGUUGCCACCCCAUUCGGAGGUUUUGAAAAAGCAUCAAAAAUGGUGAAAUUCAAGGUCCCAGAUUUUGAGCUACUACUUCUAACAGAUUCCAGGUUCAUGGCCUUUGCCAACCCGCUAUCUGGCAGACGGUCCUUCAACAGGACUCCUAAGGGGUGGAUCUCGGAGAACAUCCCCAUAGUGAUCACCACCGAGGCCCCCGAGGAGCCCGCCGUCCCAGAGUCGGAAGACCUGUGAGCGGACCGCCGCGAAGGCCGCUGGGACCGCACACACAUGUCGCUUCUGUUAUUCCACUUGCUGGCAAAGCCACUCGCACUCUUCAGCAGCAGCAGCAGCAGCAGCUCAAUAGUCACUUAGCAAUGUUCCUCUUACGGCAUUUAAUUCCCACCCCGGAGCAAAUACUAAUAAACAACCCGUAAUCUUGUUUUAAA
Molecule: messenger RNA, 1127 nt
Organism: Myotis brandtii (Brandt's bat)
Lineage: Eukaryota; Metazoa; Chordata; Mammalia; Chiroptera; Vespertilionidae
Gene: MYOZ2
Product: myozenin 2
Exons: 6
Coding region: 142-933 (263 amino acids)
Cellular component (GO): Z disc; actin cytoskeleton
Molecular function (GO): telethonin binding; actin binding; FATZ binding
Source: RefSeq, a predicted model, not a curated record